Messenger RNA from Lytechinus variegatus (green sea urchin), 543 nucleotides. Its product is annotated as atypical chemokine receptor 2-like. Gene Ontology annotation, molecular function: G protein-coupled receptor activity; neuropeptide binding. The transcript has 3 exons. NCBI's taxonomy places the organism in Eukaryota, Metazoa, Echinodermata, Echinoidea, Temnopleuroida, Toxopneustidae. Gene Ontology annotation, cellular component: membrane; neuron projection. The record is from RefSeq and is a predicted model, not a curated record. Gene Ontology annotation, biological process: neuropeptide signaling pathway. The coding region runs from base 1 to 543 and encodes 180 amino acids.
AUGGCGUCUGACACUGACACAGUGACUGGCGACACAUCUUCUGCAGGUUUCGACUACGACGAUUGGUCAGAUGUGAUCGAAUUGGCCGGUCGACUCCUGACGACAUUCCGGGUGGGCUUUUCACUCGUCACCAUCAUCUUGGUCGUCGGCCUGGUCGCCAACGGGUUCAUUCUCUAUGCCAUCUUGCGAAGUAAGAAGUUACGGAAUACUGUCUACAACGUGUACAUCGUCAGCCUCUCUGUUUCAAAUUUUAUUUUUCUUCUUGUCUGGGGACUGACCGAUGCAGUCAUUUACGGGAUAUAUCUUCACAAGCAAGUGUUCCACGUCGUAACGGACUCGAGUAUUAGGAAACUGAUCGAAGCAUGUGAAUCGAGUACUAUGGUGAUUAAUUGUUUCAUGAUAACGGCACUGGCAGUGGAUAGAUACGCCAUCGUAGCACACCCUCAGGCUCUGCAUAACAGGAGAACUGUAAAGAACGCCCUCAUCGGCUGUGGCAUCGUCUGGGCAGAUUUGACAGUAAAGACUAACUUGACUGAGCCAUAA